AUGGGUUGCAUUGAGAGGGAGAGGAACACACUUCUCAGCUUUAAAGCCGACCUAACUGAUCCAUACAACUUCUUGUCAUCGUGGGAAGGGCACGAUUGUUGUAAAUGGACGGGAGUCGUCUGCAGCAAUACAACGAGCCAUGUUGUGAAGCUCAAACUCGGAAAUUUAGCAUUGAGCGGUGAGAUCAACCCAUCUUUGUCUCUUUUAAGUGAUCUGAAGCACUUAGAUCUUAGUAUGAAUAACUUUAACGGCAUAAGCAUUCCUACGCAAAUAGGUUCUUUGCAUAAGUUGAAAUAUCUUAACCUCUCUAAUGCUUGUUUUAGUGGAACUGUGCCUGCUCAACUUGGGAAUCUCUCAAAUCUCCGCUAUCUUGAUCUUAGUGUUGAGCUUUCUCUUUCUUGCAUGAUGAGUGUAGGCAAUAAUAUGUGGUGGCUCAGCCAGCUUUCUUCUUUGAAGUAUCUUGAUAUGAGUUAUGUGUACUUAGGUGAUGUUCCAAAUUGGCUCGAUACUAUAAACAUGCUUCCUUCCUUGGAAGUGCUUCACUUGCCAAACACUCUUCUCAACGGAAUUCCUUCGUCGCUAUCGGACGUCAACAUUACAGCUCUAAAAGUACUUGAUUUAGGAAGUAACAGCAUCAACUCUACCUUACCCGCAUGGUUGUGGAAUCUUACUCAUGUCACUUAUCUCGACCUUUCGUUCAAUAACUUCCAAGGACUCAUUCCUGAUGAACUUAGCUCUUUGAAAUCCCUCAAUUCCCUUUUUUUACAAAAUAAUUAUUUCAAAAGUAUGUCCCUGAGAGCAUUUCGCAAUCUCUGCAACUUGAAUACUUUGGAUUUGAGCGAAAUCGGCUUUAGUGGGGAUAUUUCGGAAUGGAUGGACGCAAUAUUGGCAGGAUGCACACUUUAUAAGUUACAAAACUUGUAUUUGGGAUAUAACAACUUGAAAGGGAAUCUCUCAGGAUGGUUAGAAAACAUGACUAGUCUAUGUUCUUUGGAUUUGAGUUACAACUCACUCAAUGGGACUAUCCCAUUAGGAAUUUGGGAGAUGCCUAAUAUAACAUAUUUGGACCUUUCUAGCAAUUCAUUCGAGGGUGUCGUAUCUGAGAUCCAGCUUAAUCAUCUUGGAGGAAUACAAGAACUUUUCCUUUCAUAUAACACCAUAGUGGUUCAGUGCAGUGACGAUUGGGCACCUUCUUUCCAAAUUGUACAAUUUGGAUUGGCAUCAUGCCAGUUAGGACCCAAAUUUCCGACUUGGCUCCAAGGACAAACACAACUUGAAUAUCUCGAUCUAUCAAAUAAUCAAAUUGUUGAAACACUUCCCAGUUGGUUUUGGACUAUAUCUCAAUCCCUGUAUUAUGUGGAUUUAUCCAAUAAUCAAAUCAAGGGAAAUUUACCACUAUCAUCGGACCUUACGAUGUUACAGAUGUUGAAUUUGAGCACUAAUCAAUUUGAAGGCCCAUUGCCAUCUUUACCACCUGCUAUUAUAUCAUUGGAUCUCCCCACCAUAGGCGGUGGCGACGCGCGGAGGCCACGAAGGCUCAGCCUCGGCCCGCAUGGCGUCUGGGCGGCUACAGGAGCUUCGGGUGGCGGCCGGCGGUGGUCGGGGAUGGCCGGGGACGCGCGCCGGAGGUAG
Messenger RNA from Ananas comosus (pineapple), 1632 nucleotides. RefSeq names its product probably inactive leucine-rich repeat receptor-like protein kinase At2g25790. NCBI's taxonomy places the organism in Eukaryota, Viridiplantae, Streptophyta, Magnoliopsida, Poales, Bromeliaceae. Gene Ontology annotation, molecular function: protein binding. The transcript has a single exon. The coding region runs from base 1 to 1632 and encodes 543 amino acids. The record is from RefSeq and is a predicted model, not a curated record.